UAGAGAGGACUAGCUUGGUGGAGGUGUUUGCUGUCUCUAUAGACUCACCCCAUUUCUAGUCAUACAUGCUAAAUAUAAGCAUCAAACAAACACCAAGAUAAUGAUAUGGGCUCUGCCUUUGAAGAACUCAAAAUUUAAUUGUGUUUAACCAUCUAGAAAACAAAAGAAAAAUGGGGUGACACGAAGGUCCGCGUAAGGGAGAUCUGCGGCAGGGCGGAGCCGGCAGGUGGCCUGGCACGCGGCACCCCACAGAGGCGGAGGCCCACUUAGGCGGGCUCUGGCACUCCGGCCUGCGGGGCCGCUCUGCGCAGGCGCGGCAGCAGCGCGACGUCCUUCACUUACGGCCGAAGCGGUUCGCGCUGGGAGUCGGUGGCGCCGUACAGGGCACUUAGGAACCGACAGCAUUGGCGCGGACUGGUAUCCGGUUGAUUGCAGUUUGCAGGGUCAGCCAUGGAGUCAGAGCAGAUGCUGGAGGGACAGACCCAGGUUGCAGAAAACCCUCACUCUGAGUACGGGCUCACAGACAGCGUUGAGAGAAUAGUCGAAAAUGAGAAGAUCAAUGCAGAAAAGUCAUCGAAACAGAAGGUGGAUCUGCAGUCCUUGCCCACCCGUGCCUACCUGGACCAGACAGUUGUGCCUAUCUUAUUACAGGGACUUGCUGUUCUUGCAAAGGAAAGACCACCUAAUCCCAUUGAGUUUCUAGCAUCUUAUCUUUUAAAAAACAAGGCACAGUUUGAAGACCGAAAUUGAUUUCUUGGGAAGAGAAGAAACAUUUGGUUGCUACUGUAGAUUUACAUGAUUACGAGGCAGCUUUAAUGCCGUGAUUCCCCGCCCCACUCUGGAAGUCUAAGAACCUUCAGGACCACAGAACUCCCUUCUGGAGUUGCAGAAGAGAGCAUAUCCUUGUCUGAUUUAAUCGCCAUACUUAUUUAAUGAGUAUCAUCUGUGCAAUUUUUUUCUCAGAUUGUCUUUUACUUUGUUUUUAAAAAGACCUUCAGAAUAAACUGUUAAAACACCU
Molecule: messenger RNA, 1018 nt
Organism: Mastomys coucha (southern multimammate mouse)
Lineage: Eukaryota; Metazoa; Chordata; Mammalia; Rodentia; Muridae
Gene: Dpy30
Product: dpy-30 histone methyltransferase complex regulatory subunit
Exons: 6
Coding region: 451-750 (99 amino acids)
Cellular component (GO): Set1C/COMPASS complex
Source: RefSeq, a predicted model, not a curated record